AUGAUCAAGAAAACAGCACGUUUUCACUCACUUGAGGACGUGAUAUCCCAACGUCAAGACAAAAAGACAAUCGACACAGUCAAAAUCGGUCUCAAGUUCCGGCGAAGUUGGGUCGGAUCGCCCGAGUACACGGAGUGGAAAGAAGAGGCCGGAACUCCCGUAGAGUACAGGACUGAAGAUUUCAAGGUAUGGGACGACACCAAUGCGCAGGUCGUGAUGCUAUUCCAUCACUUCAACCGAGCCAAGAAACCCUCGGGAGCCAGAUUCUCCAUAGAUCUGGCGCAAAAAAGCGGCGAUUCGAACGAAUAUUUCAUCUACGAGGAGCACGUGCUUCCGGUUCUCGCCAAGGCCACGAUGCAUGCCCUCUUGGCUUGGAACUAUUGGACGCACGAUCUGCAGGAAGCAUCACUGAUUCGGAGAGACGAAUAA
Messenger RNA from Colletotrichum lupini, 429 nucleotides. RefSeq lists its product as uncharacterized. The record is from RefSeq and is a predicted model, not a curated record. NCBI's taxonomy places the organism in Eukaryota, Fungi, Ascomycota, Sordariomycetes, Glomerellales, Glomerellaceae. The transcript has 3 exons. Bases 1 to 429 code for a protein of 142 amino acids.